AUGUCUGAGACCAAGGAACAAUAUAUUUCUCUCGCCGAGGUAUCUAAGCAUACCAAACAAGAUGACAUGUGGGUUGUCAUCAAUGGAAAGGUCUAUGAUGUUUCUAAGUUCGUUGAUGAGCACCCUGGUGGUGAAGAAGUCAUCAGCGAUGUCGCUGGUAAGGACUGUACUCGUGAGUUCGAGGAUGUUGGUCACUCUGAGGAUGCUGUUGAGAUCCUUGAAAGAUUGUUUGUCGGAGACGCCGACCCAAGUGUAAGUUUCUAUCGAUAUGGCCUGUUAUGA
Sugiyamaella lignohabitans is the source of this 282-nucleotide messenger RNA. RefSeq names its product Cyb5p (gene CYB5). Gene Ontology annotation, molecular function: heme binding. NCBI's taxonomy places the organism in Eukaryota, Fungi, Ascomycota, Dipodascomycetes, Dipodascales, Trichomonascaceae. The transcript has a single exon. Bases 1 to 282 code for a protein of 93 amino acids. Gene Ontology annotation, cellular component: endoplasmic reticulum membrane; intracellular membrane-bounded organelle. The record is from RefSeq and is a predicted model, not a curated record.